Messenger RNA from Pollicipes pollicipes, 1107 nucleotides. RefSeq names its product dimethylglycine dehydrogenase, mitochondrial-like. The transcript has 7 exons. Lineage: Eukaryota; Metazoa; Arthropoda; Thecostraca; Pollicipedomorpha; Pollicipedidae. Gene Ontology annotation, molecular function: protein binding. The annotation marks the transcript as partial. The record is from RefSeq and is a predicted model, not a curated record. Gene Ontology annotation, cellular component: mitochondrion.
GUCAAGGCGCUGAAGCGUGAGUUUCCGGUGCUGCGCCACCUGGAAAGCUCCUACCACGUCCGUCAGGAGCGGGACGGCCUUCUGAUCGGGCCCUAUGAGCAUCCGGACCGCAUGAGUCUCUCCGAGGACUGGGUCCUGAGGGGCGUCCGGCCAGGGUUCGGUCGCGAACUGUUCCCGCCGGAUCUGGACCGUAUUGAGCCCAACCUAGAAAUGGCCAUGGAGCUGCUGCUCUGUUUUGCUGGGGCGAGCAUCCAGAGCGUGGUGAACGGGCCCAUCACCUACUCGCCGGACGUGCUGCCCAUGGUGGGCCCCACACUGCUGCCCAACAUGUGGGCCGCCGUCGGCUUCAGCUACGGUAUCGUGUUCGUGGCCCCUAACACCGCCUCCCACCCAUGCCGCUACGGGCCCUGGACCACCGACAGCUACAGCCUGGCCAAGUGUCGCGAGAGCUACGGCAUGAACACAGCGCUGGGCCUGCCGCGUGAGGAGCGCUGGGCAGGUCGGCCCACCAGCCGGGUCAGCGGGGCUCACGCGCAGCUGGUGGCGCGCGGCGCCUCCAUGGAGCAGCACACCGGGUGGGAGCAGCCGGCGUGGUUUGCCGAGCCCGGCACCGAGCCCGAGUACAGGCCCAGCUUCCAGCGCACCAACUGGCACGAGCGGGUCGGCGACGAGUGCCGCACCGUCAUGGAGCGGGUCGGCGUCAUCGACAUCACGCCCUUCGCCAAGUUCUACCUCUCGGGUUCGGACGCCCGUGCACUUCUGGAGUACGCCACGGCGAACACGAUACCCGCCACCUGGAGGACCUGCGUCACGCACUACUUGACCCCCGGCGGCAAGGUCAUGGCCGAGCUGACCCUGACCUCUCUCCCCGAUGAGAGGUUCCUCAUCAUCACCGGCACGGGCAGCGAGUUCCAUGACCUCAGGUUGGUGGUCGGCAACACGACCUCCGGCUGCUACAGCCACAACACCGGCCAGACCCUGGCCAAGGCGUACGUGCCGCCGUACCUGGCAGUCGCCAGCACCGAGGUGCAGGUCAAUGAAAGGGCGCGCGGCCCGCCGGCCAGAGACGCGCUGAAGCGCAAGGCCGCCAAGGCCAAGGCCAAGUAG